Messenger RNA from Cooperia oncophora, 291 nucleotides. The record is from the annotation of a GenBank genome assembly. NCBI's taxonomy places the organism in Eukaryota, Metazoa, Nematoda, Chromadorea, Rhabditida, Trichostrongylidae.
AUGGGCGUUUGUCAUGCGAAACGCAAUCAACAAUGGAGGUGGACUGAAAAUCACGAGUUUCGCCCAAUGGGCUCAUCGCGCCUGUGCCUUGACUCACUCAAAGGUGUCUCGUUGUUGAAGUGCCAUAACCAGCGCGCUCAUCAGGACUGGAAAGUUACGAAGGAGGGCAAAUUCUACAACAAGGCGAUGGGAAAAUGCAUCAAGGCUGAUCCUCAGCUGCUAUCGUUGGCCGUUCUUCAGUUCUGCUCGUUAGCCAGCAAGUUCGUGGUCGAAGAAGUGACCGUUGAAUGA